Perkinsus marinus ATCC 50983 is the source of this 388-nucleotide messenger RNA. RefSeq names its product kelch repeat protein, putative. NCBI's taxonomy places the organism in Eukaryota, Perkinsozoa, Perkinsida, Perkinsidae. The record is from RefSeq and is a predicted model, not a curated record. The annotation marks the transcript as partial. Gene Ontology annotation, molecular function: protein binding. The transcript is spliced from 5 exons.
AUGUUUGGCGGAUAUGAUGGUCAGAAGUGCUUCAAUGACAUGGAUGUCCUCGACCUCGAAACGAUGACCUGGAUCCAGCCGAACGUCUGUGGUCAGCCUCCAAUGGCAAGAAAUGCGCACACUAUGACGGUUGUUGGUACGAAGCUUUAUCUGUUUGGUGGUCAUAGUGGUAAUAAGCAUCUCACAGACCUUCAUGUCUUCGACACUGCCAAUUUACUUUGGUAUCAGCCUAGCAUUCUUGGAGCACCUCCUCCGGGAUUGCGAGGGCACACUGCUAACUUGAUAGGGAAGAAGAUCUUCCUCUUUGGUGGGUACGAUGGCAAGGGCCGAUCGAACGACCUGUAUAUACUGGACACAGGGUAUCCUGGUGGCUUCUCACCCAGCACUG